UGCACAUUCCCGCCCCAACCUGUCUCUAGUCCCAGCUCCCGGACGGGCACAGAACUCUCAUGGAGCUCUGGGUGAUUCUCCUCUGUACCUUGGUGUCAUCGCUGCUCGGUGGGCUCUAUGUCCUGGGGGUGUUUCGGAGACGGAGACCCAAUGAGCCGCCCCUGGACAAAGGUACCAUUCCCUGGCUGGGCCACUUGCUGGAAUUCAGGAAGGACAGCUCUGAGUUUCUCAAAAGGAUGCAGAGGAAACAUGGGGAUGUUUUCACAGUGCUGAUYGGUGGCUAUUAUUUCACCUUUGUGAUGGAUCCUUUCUGCUUUGGUGCCAUCGUGAAGGAAUCGCGAUCUAAACUGGACUUUACUACUUCUGCAACUCAGCUGGUYGUGCAGGUUUUUGGCUACAAGCCCAUCAAAGCCACUCAUAGCAUAGUUCAUGCAUCAAGCACGAAGCACCUGAUGGGAGAUGGACUCACUGCUCUCACACAAGCCACCAUGGAGAGCUUUCGGAAACUGAUGCUUUUCAGCCUGAGCUCGGGAGACAAGCGAGUGUGGAAGGAGGAAAACCUCUUCCACUACUGCUACAACAUCAUUUUCAGAGCAGGGUACCUGGCUCUGUAUGGCACUGAGCCAGCCCGAGGGGCAGGGAGCGAGGAGAAAGCUGAAGAGCAGGAUUGCCUCCACUCCAACCAGAUCUUCCAUGAGUUUCGGAAGUAYGACCGCCUCUUCCCUCGUCUGGCCUUUGCUAUGUUGCCUCCCAAGGACAAAAGAGAAGCUGAGAGGCUGAAGAGGCACUUCUGGAACGUGCUGUCUGUGAAGAAAGUCUGGCAGAAGGACAACAUCAGUGACUGGAUAAGUGAUCAAGACCAACUUCUGGCAGARAAUGGUGUCCCCGAGUACAUGCGGGAUCGUUUCAUGUUCAUGCUCCUCUGGGCAGCCCAAGGAAACACGGGCCCAACUGCCUUCUGGCUCCUCUUGUAUCUGCUGAAGCAUCCAGAGGCUCUKAAGGCUGUGAGAGAUGAGGUGGAUAAAGUCUUGAGGGAGAGUGGGCAGGAAGUGAAGGCAGGGAGCCCCCCAAUUACCAUCACUAGGGACAUGCUGAGCCGGACUCCUCUGCUGGAUGGUGCUCUGGAGGAGACCCUGAGGUUGGUGGCAGCGCCAAUGCUGACCAGAGCUGUCCUCGAAGACACCAGCCUGAGGACAAGCAGUGGGACAGAGUUCAYGCUUCGCAAGGGGGACAGGUUGGCUCUGUUCCCCCACAUCUCCGUGCACAUGAAUCCAGAAAUCCACGAGGARCCUCACAAAUUUAAGUACGACCGUUUCGUAAACCCAGACGGCACCAAGAAAGAUUUCUACAGAAAUGGAAAGAAGGUGAAAUUUGUCAACAUGCCUUGGGGGGCGGGAGUUUCCACCUGUCCCGGGCGAUUCUUCGCUUCAGCUGAGAUGAAACUGUUUGUGUUCUUGAUGCUGAGUCACUAUGACCUGGAGCUGGUCAAUGAGGAGGAGGAGAUCCCAGCCAUAGACAUCAGCCGCUGGGGAUUCGGGACGAUGCAGCCYGUCCGUGACGUUCGCUUCAGAUACCGGCCAUGCUUUUAAAUUGGGGAGUCCUGCUGGUGUUUGGUGUUACCUGUGGGACAAACUGCCUGAUCCCGUGGUUAUCAGAUCUGUGCACUGCCAACGCUGAUAUGAUCUUGUUUGCUUCAUGUUURUCAUGGCUUCAGCUUUUACCUCCUUCACGUGUGCUGCUGCUCUGUUGUUGUUAUAGAAGUUAAUCUGCACAGAGAGACAGAAUGUGCCCUGCCAGGCUGCUCCCAGCCCCAUCCCCAUGGCCAUCAACCUAUUGAAAGCCCAGAGGAGCGCAGGGCCAUGUUGGCAGGUGGGAACCCAAACUAAGGGUUUCCAAGGAGUAAGUAUUUUGUCCAGGUCCCUCCCAGGGCUGUCCCRGCAGAGCCAUCAGCCCCACCAUCCCAGCAUGACACCCAUGGAGAUGUGUCAUCGGAAACAGCCCUCUGGAUCACCACCUGGGAUAAGGGGGAUUGUGUCAAGGCAGGGGAGAGAUCCUAUUGUGUGUAGGGGAAGAGCAUUUUAGAAUUGUUCAGGUCUUAUAGUAUGGUGUUUUGGGGAGGAACCAAAGGGGGAUGAAGGAUGGAUUUAGGUGAUUUGGGGAGGAAAAUUGAGAUGUAAUGGGAUGAAAAAGGCUGGUUAGAUGCAAAUAGGUGUCUGGUCACACUCUGCACCUGAUCAUUUAUUUUCCAUAUGAAAUAUCAUUAGCAGGAUGGCAUCAGCUUGUGGUGACCCCUGGAAGGUCRGAGAGCAGCAAAUAGCCUCUCCAGAGAUGUAAGAAUUUCCUUGGGAUUUUCAAAUUGUCUUGCCUAUGGUCCCCUUCUUGUAUUUGAUGAAGCCCCCAAGGGGAGCAACCUCAAUCCCUUAURGGCUACAGUCCCUGUGACCUUAUAGCCCUCAAAUAUAUAUUUUAUCUGCUGCAUCAAAGCAGGGUAAAACUUUGCUCUACAAGCUCUACUUUAUUUUAUUACCCUUCAAUAAUUAGGCUCUGCCCACUUCCUUACCGAAGUUAAUUCCUGGCCUUUCCUGCAUGGAGAAAAGUGGAUUCAUUUUCAUGCUGACACUAACCUUGGACCUUGGAGAUUAUUUAUGAUYGAGGAAUGAAACUCAAACAUUUUCACAUAUAUCCAAACAGCAGAUCCMGAUUCUGCUUUGUUUUGCAAAGGGCAGGGUGAUGCUGCAACUGUAUGGUGAGGGCAAACUAUCCAAUCCUGCCAGACCAAUCGGUAGUCCUGACCUCAUGGUGGUGGUGGGAAUUUAGGCAGAAACUAUCAAGCAGUUGUGGCAGAACCAAGGAAAACAAAAACUACCUGUAAGUAGUCACAGUCAGUGACUGUGACAGUUAAUAUUUCCCUUAGCAAUUCYAGCACCUUUUCACUCCUUCCACACUCCAUCUACAGCUCUCACSUACCUUUUUGUCACCCAUGGAUUCAUUCCUCUAAAGCCCUUCUCACAUUCUGGCCAGUGCAAGCUCCAAAUCAUGCCCAGGAAUGCCUUGGGAUAGCUGGGCAGCUUAGAGCCAUCCUCACAUCACUCCAAGGCUCUACGAAAAGGAUUUUUCCGUGUUGAUGUCUUGCAUGGAAGUUGUUCCCUUCUUAUAUACAGUAUAUAUUGGUUAUCACUUGUAAGGACCCCAGGUCAGAGUUGGGGAGUGAGGGAUGUGUGCUACUCAAAUAUCGAAUGGGUUUGGGGAAGGGAUAUAUUAAAA
Molecule: messenger RNA, 3264 nt
Organism: Malurus melanocephalus (red-backed fairy wren)
Lineage: Eukaryota; Metazoa; Chordata; Aves; Passeriformes; Maluridae
Product: 7-alpha-hydroxycholest-4-en-3-one 12-alpha-hydroxylase
Exons: 1
Coding region: 60-1589 (509 amino acids)
Molecular function (GO): sterol 12-alpha-hydroxylase activity; iron ion binding; heme binding
Source: RefSeq, a predicted model, not a curated record